UUUGUGGACCCAGAGUCGAGGACUGUCUUAUCGCCUGUUGCAUGGGUGCGUAACUCUGUCUUGCCCGAGCAAUUAUUAAGUGACUGGUUUCGACUUUGCUGCCUUCACGGCAGGGAUCAGGUCAAAGGGGCCACGGCAGCCUAGAAGACGUCAUGUCGUUCGACAGCAGAGUCUGCAUCCCUGGCCCCUAUAAGAAGCCCCUCGUCGGGCCCUCUACUUCCUGCCGUAUUGUCUUCUGCAAGCCAACACUCGACAGAGCUCAGGCAAAUGGCGACUAACUUUGACGACAAGGUCAACGAUGCCAUUGACCUCGGCACGGGCUACGCUGGCUCUUCGACGGGCAAGCUCGUCGCCGUAUCGGGCAACAAGCGCACCCUGGCCCCCAACCAGGUCGUCAUCGACAUCACCCACUCGGGGCUUUGCGGCACCGACCUCCACCACCGUAAGCGGGCGGACAUGAUUCUCGGCCAUGAGGGAGUGGGCGUGAUCACCAAAGUCGGAAGCGAAGUCAAGAACGUCAAGGUCGGCGCCCGCGUCGGCUGGGGAUACGUUCAUGAUGUCGAUGGAUCAUGCACAAACUGCCUCUUGGGCCGCGACAACCUGUGCGAUGCCCGCAAGGUGUUUGCCUACACGGACAAGGACGAGGGCUCGCUCGGCGAACGCUUCGUCAUCCGCUCCGAUUUUGUCCACGUCAUUCCCGACGAGUUGCCUCUCAAGUACGCCGCUCCCCUGCAGUGUGCCGGCACGACAGUCUUUGGCGCCAUUGUGGCUGCAGACGUCAAGCCGUGGGACAGGGUGGGCGUUGUGGGAAUUGGCGGUCUUGGUCACUUGGCCAUUCAAUAUCUCAAGGCCAUGGGAACCGACGUCGUCGUCUUUUCGACGACGGAAAGCAAGAAGGAGGAGGCCAUGAAGCUGGGUGCCUCUGAGUUUGUCGCGACAAAGGCCAACGCAAAGCUGCAAGGUGUCAAGCCCGUCAACCAUCUUCUCAUCUCGGCCGAUCGUCAGGUGGACUGGGCAACUUUCUUCCGAGUCGUCGCGCGAAACGGCAAGAUCAUCCCCUUGUCAGUCUCGGAUGAAGACAUGAAGGGGGUUCCGUACAUGAUGAUUGUCGCGCAGCAGCUCAACAUCAUGGGCUCCUUUGUCGCCGAUCGCCCCACACACCGGCGCAUGCUCGAGUUCAGCGCCCGCCACCAGAUCAGGCCCAUCAUCGAGGAGCUCAAGAUGAACGAGGAGAACGUCAAUGUGGCGGCUGACCGCCUCGCAAAGGGUGACGUGCGCUACCGAUUCGUUCUCAACACCGGCGUGCCCGAUCCUCUCUUCUCUCAGUCCGCUUCCCUGUAAACUUAAAUCUAAUCUCAUCUGGCCAUAAUGUAUAGAG
Messenger RNA from Acaromyces ingoldii, 1378 nucleotides. Its product is annotated as GroES-like protein. The record is from RefSeq and is a predicted model, not a curated record. Gene Ontology annotation, molecular function: zinc ion binding; alcohol dehydrogenase (NADP+) activity. The coding region runs from base 268 to 1341 and encodes 357 amino acids. The transcript has 3 exons. NCBI's taxonomy places the organism in Eukaryota, Fungi, Basidiomycota, Exobasidiomycetes, Exobasidiales, Cryptobasidiaceae. Gene Ontology annotation, biological process: alcohol metabolic process.